CCCAUCGACUGCCUGGUCAAAGGUUGCAGAACAAGCUUUUCGUCUUGCCCGGUGUCAAAUGUCAAACGAAAUCAGGAAGAUGCCAAUUUAUUUCAAUGAUUUCUAAGAGAAAACAAAUCAAAUAGACGGGUGAGAGCGUAAUAUGAAAUUCUGGGAAUUUGAUUAUUUUAUAAAAAUGGUCAAGACCUCGCGAUAAAUCGUGAACGGCGUGCUAAGGUGAUUUUUUGUCUGGCAAAGUCACGAUUUUUCCAUAGACUCAGUACGGACGGUUCUAGACCAGAAAUGGGAAUCACGAUCGAUCGCGAGCUUGACUAAUCAAUCACCGAGUUUGAACGUUUUUUAAGGGCAUUUUCUUGAGAAUUUAAAGCGUUUGUCUUUGUUAUCGUUAGUAUUUGCAUUAUACAGAGAUUGCCGAGUAGGGUUUGUGGAGCGGAUAAACUAUUUCCAGCAGAGUUUAGAGAUUCUCAGAGCUUUUUUAUUCAAUCGUUAUCUCUCAGAGAUCGAUAAUUUGUAUCGAAAUUAGAUCUCCGUAUCAAAUGGAGGAAGCUGUGGCUAUUCUGAAGCUCCGCAUUAUAAAAGGAACCAAUUUGGCAGUUCGGGAUAUGUGGACCAGUGAUCCUUACGUUGUGGUCAGACUUGGGCAUCAGCAAAAAGUGAAGACUCGGGUUAUAAAAAAGAACUUAAAUCCAGUUUGGGAUGAGGAAUUGUCCCUGUAUGUCACACAUUCUAUACCCCUCGUUCUCAAACUGGAAGUUUUUGACAAGGACUGGUUGAGCAGAGAUGACCAUAUGGGCAAUGGUGAAGUGGAUCUGACAGAUCUUGCAGGAGCUGCGAGAAUGCUAAACUCAAACCCUUCGCCAUCUUUGGCAAUGAAGAGUAAGGAUGGUUCUUCUUGUAUUAAGUGUGUGGAGGGACAUGUGGUGCAGGAAGUGUGUUUGAGGCUUCAGAACGUGGAGUCUGGUCAAUUAGAUCUGCACAUCAAAUGGGUUGAUAUCACGCAUUAAUCCCCUAGGAGACUAUAAUUGUGGACAAAAUACAAGACUUUUUCAAAGGUAGAAAUCAUGAUUCCAUGGAUACCUUCUUUGUUUUUAUAUAUAUAAUCGUGAUAUGAUGGAGAGAUUUCUACUUUAAAAUGUGUAUUAAGAGAUGAAGUUACUUUAAUUUAGCUCCGGAGUCAAAACAUAUUAGCAAGGGCUUGUGUCAUA
Molecule: messenger RNA, 1205 nt
Organism: Cryptomeria japonica (Japanese cedar)
Lineage: Eukaryota; Viridiplantae; Streptophyta; Pinopsida; Cupressales; Cupressaceae
Product: protein C2-DOMAIN ABA-RELATED 3
Exons: 5
Coding region: 537-1004 (155 amino acids)
Molecular function (GO): phospholipid binding; GTPase activator activity
Source: RefSeq, a predicted model, not a curated record